UUAGCUAGAGGAGAGAGGGUGGAGAUGUGCUGAGGCAUUGGCUUCUACAGCAGGCGCCUGGAAGUAGGAGGAGCAGGGUAGAGACUCACUGGCAGGGACGACGUGGGGACGCGGUACGGCACGGUAGUAUGCAGCGGAGGCUCUUGCUCUGCGACGACAAGGGUGCGGUGGCAGACAGCGCAGGGGUUAAUGGGAUGCACUAUCUACGCAGCCAGCCCUGAGGCCCUGCCAGGUGAAGAGGCCACAGGCCGGGACCACCGACACCACCACCGACCCCAUGGUCCCUGCUACCAGAAGAUACCAGCCAGGCCCAACACCAUGAUGGAACACCAGGAGCAGAAUGAAGAGGGAGUCCUCACCUCAACACAGGACCUGGAGACCUCAAAACACCAGGAUACUCAAGGAGGCCAUCCACAAUUCAGGUUGAUUGACGACCUGUCAUAUGAAGAUGUGAAGAAAUGCUACAGGGGUUCGUCUGUGUCUUGCAGUGGGGUCCGCCACGCCGUCGAUGUGUGUGUGUGUGUGUGCGGCUGUGUGUGCGGCUCCAGCAUGCUGAGUCUGGUGCAGCAGAGCUCUCGUCCUCUGAGAGAGAGGGCGGCCGCCGGUUUGCCGGUGUCAGUGGGAGGGAGGCCAGCCAAGGAACUGCUCAUGACUCUGCCCUGUCCCUCUGCUCAGACUGUCAGCAAGUACAACUCGCAGUACCACAAACUCUUCCAGUGCGUUCCGAAGGACGAGAUCCUAAUGAAAGUAUACUCCUGCGCUCUGCUCCGAGACAUCCUGCUGCAAGGACGUCUUUAUAUCUCCAGGAACUGGCUGUGUUUCUAUGCCAACCUCUUUGGCAAGGACAUCAAGGUUGCUCUUCCCGUGGUCUCUGUGAGGCUGGUAAAGAAGCACAAAACAGCAGGUCUGGUGCCCAACGGCCUCGCCAUCACCACAGAUACCAGUCAGAAGUAUGUCUUUGUGUCUCUGCUGUCCAGGGACAGUGUGUAUGAUGUGCUCCGGAGGAUCUGCACACACCUUCAGGUCAAUGGGAAGAGUCUGAGCUUGAAACACUACAUGGAGGUUCCCCAUACCUUAUCUCUGGAUGAGUUCCCGGUGGCGGAUGAGUUCCCGGGGGCGGAUGAGUAUCCUCCGGUGCUGAAGUGGAGGAGAAAACCCUCUGUGGUGUCCGUGUCCUCGUCCCUCCCUGACCUCCUGGGUAGCUCCACCGGUAGCCUGACUGCGGUGGACUCUUCCUUCCAGACAGACCAGCCUCUGGAAGACCGGGGCUUAGAGACAGAGAAGAUCCUACUAACAGAGCCUGUUGCAGAGCUGGGCCCGAUGGAAUAUCAGCUUCUCAAGUUCUUCAUCAUACUAAUCAUCCUCCUCAUCCUGUCUUCCUGCUACCUGGCCUUCCGUGUCUGCAGCCUGGAGCACCAGCUGUCCUUCCUCAACAACCCAACACGGCCCCCCCGAGAGAGGUGAGAUGGGGCCAGACUUAACUUCAGCCAAGUGUAAGUGCUGCUCUGCACUGUGAUCCAAUCCCACGUGACCGUCUCCCUGUAUGGACACAUUCCUCUCUGACCACCUCCAGACUAUGCAAACAGACUACUUAUUUUUCAGGAUUUUACUUCACUGUAGACUAGAAGAGUAGAAGAGGGCAAACCCCCAACUCCACCAUUUUGUUGUAGGUCAAAGACAAUGGCAGGUGAAAGACAAUGGGCAGGCCGAUUGAAGAGCCAGAAAACUAUACUCAAACCAAUUGUGGAUAGACUGAAAAAGCUCGGGAUUGGUGGAAAUGGCUGGGAGUCAGGACUGGGAAGGACUCUGAUUGGUCUGAUGGUUUUAAUUGAAGAUUUCAUGGCCAUGUUCGCCAACAUUAGAGUCAACGGUGUUUUUUCCCUCCUGUCAACUCAACCAGGAAUGAACUACAGGACUUCGGAGAAAAGUCAAAACCAUUCAUCUUUCAGAAAUAUAUAUAUAUAUAUAUGGUACUUUCAAGGAAAGGAUUUGGAUGCAUUAACACACUGACAGUGGAAGAAGCCAAUAUCGUUGGCUUUACAGAAUCAAUGUAAAAAAUGCCUAUAUGAACUUAUGAGGAUCAGUCUACUAUUUCAAAUGUUCAUCAUCAUCAAUGAAGUCUGACUAUGUUGCCAUUCUAACAGGCAUGUUACUCCUGGUAAACGGUUAAAUACAAUUAUGCAAAGUAUCCAGCCUAGACUGACUUUUUACAUGUUGAAAUAUUGUCCUUUAACUCUGUUUGUGUUAUCAUGACACCACAGGUAUAUGUUUACCAACAUGGGAAGGAUGGUACUCGUUCAUGUCCCAAAAACAUUGUUUAGUAUAGCAUCUGGUCUUUUGUUUUCAUUUGUAUCAAUGCCAGUUGUCAGCGUUGUAUUGUAAGCUACCUUGAGCCAGACACAAUGUGUCACAGUGAGUGAUCAGUCUCCUAUCUAAAUACUGAACACAGUCGUCUGAAUGACUAAACAAUGAAGACAUUGACUGAAGUGAAAAAUAAGAAGAGUAUGUUUUCUUUAUUACACUGUAAACUUCAGUCGGGAAGAAAACUAGCCAAAGAUUUAGUCCUUUUACUCAGAAUGUCUGAACAGAUGCAUUAGGAACAAACACACCCCACUUUGAUUAUUACAGUAAUAUUGUUGAGGAAACAGAGCUGCAGUAUGUAGGGUAUACUUUACUACUGUAACCAUCAGUAUGUCUUAUCUGGUCUGUUUUGGCUCUAAACACAUCUGCAGCUAUGUAAUAGUGGUCACUGAUCUUUCAGUCAAUGGUGAAAGAACAAACUGUCCCUGUAGACUCUGAGAACAGAUGAACCCUGUACACCCCUGAACAACCCAUUACAAGACUAACACUGUACAACAUAACUGUGAAGGUUACUAAUAAACAGCCAUUUGAUCUUG
This is a messenger RNA of Oncorhynchus masou masou (cherry salmon), 2897 nucleotides long. Its product is annotated as GRAM domain-containing protein 2A-like. The record is from RefSeq and is a predicted model, not a curated record. The coding region runs from base 190 to 1464 and encodes 424 amino acids. Gene Ontology annotation, cellular component: endoplasmic reticulum membrane; organelle membrane contact site; extrinsic component of cytoplasmic side of plasma membrane. Gene Ontology annotation, biological process: regulation of store-operated calcium entry. Lineage: Eukaryota; Metazoa; Chordata; Actinopteri; Salmoniformes; Salmonidae. Gene Ontology annotation, molecular function: phosphatidylinositol-4,5-bisphosphate binding. The transcript has 12 exons.